GUUUUAACGUUUCUCUCUGCUUAAAAUUUUUUUUUUGGCAUAUUGAAGUCCAGAUGCACUCUAAGAUAAGAAAUUACUCUAUAUAUUGUUUAUGAUGGACUGAUAUAUGCUCUGUGUUCCUGAAUCAAAGGUCUAUAUAUGCAAGUUAUUUCAGUCGAUCGACCAAAUGGAUACAUCACUAGAGUUAAUGAAGGAAAACGCCUACAAAUACCAAUUGAUGUUGGAAGUUUCGGUGAGAAGAUUCUACCGAUACUCGUGCAAUUAUAUCAUCUGAAGAAAAUGGUUAGAAGUGUAUAUCAAAAUGUCAGACUUUCUCAAACUGCCAGCCCCAACAAUGCAAAUUGGCUCGACCAUUGCUUGGACAAGAAAACUAGAGUUAUUAUACCUGCAACCUCAUCAUAUACGGAAACUUCCAGAACAAAGUAAUUGUUGAGAUCGAGCUUAUAUACAGAUAUAACUCUAUCAUCAAUUCUUUCUUUCUUAUUUGAUAACUUUUCUAUAAAUCAUUAUUGCAUUACUCUUUA
Molecule: messenger RNA, 524 nt
Organism: Mucor mucedo
Lineage: Eukaryota; Fungi; Mucoromycota; Mucoromycetes; Mucorales; Mucoraceae
Exons: 1
Coding region: 139-426 (95 amino acids)
Source: RefSeq, a predicted model, not a curated record